Molecule: messenger RNA, 945 nt
Organism: Adineta steineri
Lineage: Eukaryota; Metazoa; Rotifera; Eurotatoria; Adinetida; Adinetidae
Source: the annotation of a GenBank genome assembly
AUGUUGUUCGAAAAUAAUAUUACACUUGGACUAUUCAUUAAAGGUGUUAUUUAUUAUUCUCUAUGGUUAAUUACACAACAUAAAUGUUCGUCAUUUAAUAUCAAUUUACCUUCACAAACAUAUACAAUAUCUGAUUUACUAAUAUUAUUGACACCACAUUUACAUACAUUACGUACAUGUUGCAUUAAAUGUGAAUUAUAUAUAGGUUACGUUACAAUUGCAGAAUUUGCUCAUUUAUUAGUAUUCAAUAAAGACAAUCGAUUAACCUUAGCAGUUGAUUUGAGCGUAUACUGUAAAAAUCAACAAUUCAGAUUGUUUGAUUCCGUUAAAAUUGGUAAAGCAAAUCCUCUUCACCAAUCAAUUAAUUUCCCAUUUAAUAAUGCGAAACUUUCAUACUUUGAUGUUCUUCGUAAAUCAUUAUUGACCUACAUUGAAACGAUUGAUAUACCAAUAAUUUAUUUAAAAAACAAUCAAUUCAUACAUACAUCCAUAGAUCAAAUAAUUUCACCAUCAAUGUUUAAUAAUAAUUUUAUUGAUUUAAACAAACUUAAUAGUCUGAUUAAUACUAAUUUUAUGUUCUCAUUAGGUACUACAUCUACCACAAAUACAAGUAAAAUAAAUAUGUCAUCAUUCACAAUACCACCAAUGAUCGUUAAUUCAACUCAACCAGAAAUAGAACAAUUUACAUUAUUCGUAAAUAAAUUAAUUCAAGCAGAUCAAUUUCAUCAAGGUUAUAUUCGAUCAUGUGUACGUGGUAAUCGAAAUACAGAUAUAGUAUUUUAUAAUAUAGGAGGAAACUAUCGAUUUUGUCCUCGCAAAGGUACUCAUCACCAGCGAAAUACAAUAGCUAUAUUAAUAGAUACAAAAAAAUUGACAUACACGAUUCGUUGUAAAGAUAUUGAUUGUGAUAAUAGAUCUUUGAUAUGGAAAAUGAUUGAUGAAUAA